Messenger RNA from Bombus pyrosoma, 1949 nucleotides. RefSeq names its product sideroflexin-2 (gene Sfxn2). Lineage: Eukaryota; Metazoa; Arthropoda; Insecta; Hymenoptera; Apidae. Gene Ontology annotation, biological process: monoatomic ion transport; serine import into mitochondrion. Gene Ontology annotation, cellular component: mitochondrial inner membrane. The coding region runs from base 354 to 1334 and encodes 326 amino acids. The transcript has 9 exons. The record is from RefSeq and is a predicted model, not a curated record. Gene Ontology annotation, molecular function: monoatomic ion transmembrane transporter activity.
AAAAUAUAGCCAGAAUAUGGGAGACAAAACAAACACAUGUCUAGACUUGCAUACUAAACUACAUAUGAUCAAUGCACGUUGCACUGUACGUAGUGGUUUAGGUUAUGCCGUAUGCCGUAUACCGUAUUUUCGUGGACGCAGGGCCCGCGAAGAUAAGGAUACGCGCAUGCAGGUUCGGCUAUCGAACUUUACCGACUGAAACCGGGUGUCUUACAUACUUAAUAAUAAUAUAUCGAUUGAUGGAUCGAAUUCGGCAUUGUCUGUUAAUUUUCUAUCAUAAUUCAUAUGGUCUGCGUAUGCAUUUUAAAGUCUCGCUCGUAUAUUGAACGAUUAAGAUCGCAGUACCCUCAAAGAUGGGGGAGGAGAGACUGAACGUCGAUCAACCUCUAUGGGAUCUUAGCACCUUCGUAGGCAGAUGGAAGCAUUUCUUAUGGCAAACUGAUUUCCGCACUUGUACCGCUGGUGAAUCCCAGUUGCUAGCAGCAAAGAAACUAUGCGAGGACUAUAAACUUGGGAAGGAGCCAGCUGGUACAACCCGGGAGCAAAUCAUCUAUGCUAAGAAGCUUUACGAGUCGGCCUUUCAUCCCGACACCGGUGACCUGCAGAAUGUCUUCGGUAGAAUGUCCUUUCAAGUGCCAGGCGGAAUGCUUAUCACUGGUGCUAUGCUUCAGUUCUAUAAAACAACCACAGCUGUGGUUUUUUGGCAAUGGGUGAACCAGUCGUUCAACGCGUUCGUUAACUAUACGAACAGAAAUGCCAACAGUCCUACGACCGUGUCUCAAUUAGGACUGGCAUACGUCAGUGCUACCUCAGCGGCCAUGAUAACGGCUAUAGGAUGCAAGUCCUUUUGGGCAAAACGGGCAAGCACCCUUAUGGCGCGCUACGUGCCGUUCGCUGCCGUGGCAGCUGCAAAUUGCGUGAACAUUCCCCUGAUGCGGCAGAACGAAAUCACUAAUGGAAUCGACAUCAGUGACGAGAAUGGCAAUAAGUUGACCAAGUCAAAAUUCGCCGCAGUUAAAGGUAUCAGCCAAGUAGUCAUCUCGAGAAUUGUUAUGUGUGCACCUGGCAUGUUGAUUCUACCACCCAUCAUGGAAAGACUAGAAAAAUAUGCUUGGAUGCAGAAGAUCACAUUUUUGCACGCACCUAUACAAGUUAUGUUGGUCGGUUGUUUUCUGACGUUUAUGGUUCCUACGGCGUGUGCAUUAUUCCCGCAAAAUUGCUCCAUUAAAUCUUCUGAUUUGGAACGCUGGGAGCCUGAAAAUUACGAACUUUUGAAGAAGAAUUGUAAAAGCAGAGAUAUACCCACUUACUUAUACUUCAACAAAGGUUUAUAAUUCAUAGAGACUGUAGUCGUGAUAAAAGAUCAUCGAGGGCGCUCUUUUUCAUUACCCUUAGGGGAUAAGCAAGCUAAUUAAUAAUCCCAUAGAAUAGUGUCGGGAAUAUUUUUAGUUUUCUGCUGGUUCAGAGGAUGAAGAGAGCUUGUUUCGAGGAGAACAAUAAAUACGACAAUAUUGCAUUUCAAAUAAUUCUUGUUCUAUAUAGCAAUACAUUUUAUUUGUAAAUUUCAUAAUAUACAUUCUAAAUCAGUGCAUUUUAUCAUUCAUUGUGUAUGUUGAUCGGUAUCCUCUUGUGAUAGGAAUAACGAUAGAAUCGCUAAAAUGUAAUUACCUUUUGUACAUGAGACAUUUCAGACAGCAAUAAUCUGUUUUUACUAAACGCUCAAUCAUCUUGCUUUAAUUAAACUAGGUAAACAAACAUAUGCAUUUGUUAACGACUUAAAUGGCAAUAUCGUAAUAUUACACAUUGUAUUGUUAAAUCUUUGUGUCAUAGAUCUUAAAACAACUGUCGAUGUUCUAUUGUUACUACCUCCUUCAACUGUUAUACGUUAUAAAAGAAAACGCUGCCAUGUAUAUUUUAGUAAUAUUACAAUAAACACUUUGGAAACUGAA